Tripterygium wilfordii is the source of this 2226-nucleotide messenger RNA. Its product is annotated as UPF0613 protein PB24D3.06c-like. The coding region runs from base 939 to 1967 and encodes 342 amino acids. NCBI's taxonomy places the organism in Eukaryota, Viridiplantae, Streptophyta, Magnoliopsida, Celastrales, Celastraceae. The record is from RefSeq and is a predicted model, not a curated record. The transcript has 9 exons.
UGCGCGAAUUAGGUCACAACUGUCAGGGAACACGCGCGAAACAUCCGAGACACUAAACUUCUUAGAUUUCGAUCUUCUUCCUCGAUCUUUCUAUCUUCAAUCUUGACACCCCGUAAGCUGAACGUAAUUAUUGAUCAGGUUUAGCUUCCAGAGGAGAUACUGGAUGCGAUGAACGGAAAGAGACUUUGUGAGUAAAUCCACGGGUUGCUCAGUAGAUUUCAGGUAGGCUAAUUUAAUCGUUCCCUGUUGAGCUUUGUCUCUGGUGUAGUGUCGAUCGAGUUCUAUAUGUUGCCUUCGCUCAUGAAAAACAGGGUUAGUUACUAUGUGAAGGACUGCCUGGUUGUCGAAGUACAAGUCCAUAGCGUAGUUUGCUUGAAUUCGUAAUUCCUUGAACAAAUUGUGAAUCCAAGAAAGUUCGUUUGUUGCAGCGGCCAUGGCCCUGCAUUCAGCUUCGGAUAAGGACCUAGAAAUUGUUUUCUAUUUCUUUGAUUUUCAAGAAAUGAGAGCAUCUCCAAUCUUGACUAUGUAUUCAAUUACUGAGCCUCUUGUGUCUGCGCAUGCUACCGAGUCAGAAUCACAGUAGGUUUUAACCUGUAAAAGGUUAGUAGCAAGAUAGAAAAGCCCCGUGGAACAUUUGACAGUUGGAUACUUGUCUUAAAUUUUGAAAAGCCCAAUUUCGCCACUGUUAGUAAACAGGAAAUAUGGUACGCGCCGAUGGGUGCGCGUGGAACGACUCUUCACUUUGCGACUCGCCAGUAACAGCUCAGUUGGUGAGCCAACCCGUGGAAGAGAAGAAACUUCACUUCACUGCACCAAUGGCUCGAUCUGGUUACUUAUUCGGUCUCUGUCGUCAGAUUCAGUUCACUCUAUCGUCAGAUUCAGCAAAUCGAAGAGCCGUGGAAGAAAUGGUGUCGCAACAUAGAUGAAGUGAAUCAGAUAUGUCACUCUCGUCCUCCAGUUCACUCGCCUCAUCCGCAUCGUCGCCAACUGCAACCUCUUCUUCUUCGACCUCGUGGUUCUCCGGCAUCGUUCGCGGCCGCAGGUCCUCAAGUCUCAAGAUGUCGAACAACGUGGUGCCGGUUGAGAGUGCGGGCCCGAUCAAGGCCAAAAACCAACAUCGCGGUGUUCUCUUCAAGUACGGGCCUAAGCCAAUACAGGUUGCAUUUAAAACGGGUGAUUAUAAACAACAAGUCAUAUUUAUAGGUGGGCUAACAGAUGGUUUUCUGGCAACAGACUACUUGGAACCACUGGCAAUUGCUCUGGACAAAGAGAAAUGGUCACUAGUUCAGCUGCUUCUUUCGUCAUCAUAUAGUGGGUAUGGCACCUCCACCUUGCAAGAGGAUGCUAUGGAGCUUGAUCAGCUGAUAAGUUUUCUAAUCAACAAAGAAAAUUCUGAGGGUGUGGUGCUACUUGGGCAUAGUACUGGGUGUCAGGAUAUUGUGCAUUAUAUGCGUACAAAUGCUGCAUGCUCCCGAGCAGUCAGGGCUGCCAUUUUGCAGGCUCCCGUUAGUGAUCGGGAAUACAGAGCAACUCUUCCUGAAACUGCUGCAAUGAUUGACUUGGCUUCAAGCAUCAUAGCAGAAGGCCGAGGAUCAGAGUUGAUGCCCAGGGAAGCAGAUCCGUCAUCGCCAAUAACUGCCUAUAGGUUCCACUCGCUUUGUGCCUAUAUGGGGGACGAUGACAUGUUUAGUUCUGACCUUACUGAUGACCAACUGAGGAUGAGGCUUGGGCAUUUGUCUAACACGCCUUGCCAGGUUAUCUUUUCCAUGGCUGACGAAAAUGUACCAGAGUACGUCGAUAAGAAAGCAUUGGUUGAAAGAUUGUGCAGAGCCAUGGGUGGGGCAGAGAAAGUUGAGAUUGAGCAUGGAAAUCACUGCCUUUCAAACAGAGUAGGAGAAGCUGUGCAAGCCAUUAUCGAUUUUGUCAAGAGAGAGGGACCUAAAGGCUGGGAUGAUCCAUGGAAUUAGUAUGAUCCCCUCCGUUCCCUUCAUAUAUUUUUGUUUCUCUUCCUUUCAUUACUUGAUUUAAUUCCUGUUCUUUGUCAGCUUAGCAGCUGAAAUUUUUCCCCCCUAAAAUAGAAAAAUAGAGGCUUCGUGUACUUCAUUCUUUACUUCACUCUUACAAUAUUUAAUGAAAGGUAUAUCCAACAUGAUCUUGUGAAUUGUGGUCUGUUUUUCUACAUUUUGUAAUUGUGAUUGUAAUGGAAUGUUAUGUUAUUUCCCUGAA